AUGGCUAGCUCAAUACUUAUCAAGGUUACUUGCUUAGCUAUGAUAUGUUUGAUUUUCGAUAUUCCGUUAGCCAAUGCUGGUCAAACUUGUGGUCAAAUAAAAGGUUCCUUAUUACCAUGCCUUGGGUACCUUAGGAACCCAGGACCAAUUGCCCCUGUAGUAUGUUGCAAUGGUGUUUGGACUGUUAAUGACCAAGCCAAAACACUUCCUGAACGUAAAGAUGCUUGUGAGUGCAUCAAAUCAACUUUAAUCAGCAUACCGGGACUCGAUCCUAAUGCUGUACAGGGUCUCCCCAACAAGUGUGGUGUCAAAUUACCUUUCCCAAUUGGUGCCAAUAUGGACUGCAACAAGCUAGGGGAUGGGAUGCACUGA
This is a messenger RNA of Vicia faba (fava bean), 372 nucleotides long. The record is from the annotation of a GenBank genome assembly. NCBI's taxonomy places the organism in Eukaryota, Viridiplantae, Streptophyta, Magnoliopsida, Fabales, Fabaceae.